AUGGACACAGUCAUGGGUGCGAAGCUUGCGUUAGAGAAGGAUUUUGCCAGCCUCCGGCACAAGAUGGACUUGAGUGACUCAAGUCCAUCGGCACUCAAUAGUUUUGAGAAGUUUCCUCCGAGUUUGCUGUCAGUGGCACUGCGGGAAGACUAUCCGCCGGAGAACCUGGAGAUGGAGUUUGCCGAAGCCUUCCCUAAGCAUGGAGAGAUGCCAAUGCAAGCCAUCCCCUCCGACAAGCAGAGGAUUCGAGGGACCACCGUGGUGAUGCGUGCCGACUCCGGAUUCCAACAAAAUUGCACGAAGGAGCGUGCCUGGUCGUUUCUCACUCAGACUGCACCUGCAUUGGUGAUUGUGUGUAACACCAUUGCGAUGGGAAUGGCCGUUGACAACAUUCCGGACAGUGCUUUCUGGGGCGUUCUAGAGUUACUUUUCGCAAUUUGCUACCUCCUCGAGUUUAUCUACAAGACCCGCACGCAGGGCAUGAAGGGCUACUUCAUGGGACCCGAUUGGAAGUGGAACGGCUUCGACUUCUUCUGCCUCUUGCUUUCCUUCACGGACUCGCUUUUGUUCUUCCUGCUUUUGGCGGAUGCUAUCGACUUCUCCAUGAACUCAGCAUCGCUGAUCAAGGUGCUGCGCUUGGCCAGAUUACUUCGACUCGUGCGCACCUUGCACUAUGAGUUUUUCAACGAGCUACGAUUGAUCAUCCUGGGUGUGUUCUCGGGACUCAGGGUUCUCUUCUGGGCCAUCGUGCUCCUUUUCGUGCUGAUUUACGUGUUCGGAAUCGGCAUGGCAACCAUUGCGGGAGAGCAGCAGGCCGAGUUUUCAACCUUGCAGUCGAGCAUGUUCACAAUAUUCCGAUGCUUGACCGAAGGCUGUGCUGGCUAUGACGGCCGGCCUCUCACUGAGACGCUUCGUAUGGAGACUUUCCGGGAGUGGGCAGGAACCAUCAUGAUUGCCUACAUCCUGGUCUUCAUGCUCGUCUCCGUCGGCGUCUUCAACCUUAUUAUGGCGAUUUUUCUGGAUAAUGUCGUUAGCCAGCAGAACAUAAGAAAGCAGAAGGAGAUCUCCGAGACGGCGCUCAAAGCCGAAGUCAACAUAAAGCGUGUUGUGGCCCAGAUAGUGAGUGAGGAAGAAGACUGCGAGCUCAUCCCGGAAGAGUUCGACAAACUCGACACGAGAAGUCAGAACAAGGUGCUGGAAAAGGCGCUGUCCAGCGCAUCUAUCACUGUGACGCGGGACAGAUUUCUGAAGUGGCUGUCCCACGACGAUUUUACGGAUACCUUGGAGAGUGCCUUCAUCGACACCUCCAUACGUGCGCAACUUUUCGACAUCCUUGAUGCAGACUCCGGUGGGCUCUUGAGCAUUGACGAGCUCAUCUCCGGAUUGAUGAGCAUGCGUGGCGAUGUCACCAAAGGUGACAUCGUAGCAAUCAGCAUAAAGGUGCGAUACUUCAUUCAGCUCAUCGAGGAUCUGAAUGCGCACCAGCCGAAGAGAAGUUCACUGAAACAGACCUGA
Symbiodinium sp. CCMP2456 is the source of this 1515-nucleotide messenger RNA. NCBI's taxonomy places the organism in Eukaryota, Dinophyceae, Suessiales, Symbiodiniaceae. The record is from the annotation of a GenBank genome assembly.